Messenger RNA from Mesorhabditis spiculigera, 2739 nucleotides. NCBI's taxonomy places the organism in Eukaryota, Metazoa, Nematoda, Chromadorea, Rhabditida, Rhabditidae. The record is from the annotation of a GenBank genome assembly.
AUGGUCGAGGCCGCAUACAAAUUUUUGAGCACCCCAAAAGUUCGCGAUAGCCCUUGGGAAGAGCAGAGAGGCUUCCUACUCGGCAAGGGCGUCACCGAGCAGGAAAUCGAAGAAGCAAAGCAAAGGCUCCCGGUCCUUCCCGCUCAAAAUAUUGCAAUGCAACAGUAUCCACCUCCGUACCAACCUAACAAAGUGCGGCAAUUUGUGGAAUCGGCUGCGAUACUGUCCACGGCAGCAUAUGCUGGCUACCAUUUAUUACGCACCUAUGUCCUGCCCCGGUUUAACAUCCCCGAUCCGGCAACGGAAGAGGUGCGCCAGCUCCAACAGCAAAUCAACGAGCUGCAAAAUUCGAUGAAAUUUGUCAUCGAUAGUGUGUCGCAGCAGACACAGACACUCGCGAUGCACCAGGACGAGGUCUCCAAGGCUUUGCUGAUGGUAGGCGUUCGGCAGAAUGAAAUGGAAAGGGUCGAAAAUGGCAUCAGCACAAUCCGGAGUCUGCUCCUCAGCCACAACCAGUUCGCACCCGUGCGGGUCCCUGCCAUGACCACCACGAGUUCGGUCCCCUCAUGGCAGCGGGAACCUCCCAUCAACUUUGCCAAGCCGAAAAAUGACGCGGCAGAAGAGGAAAAGGAGAACGAGAUUCCAAAAGCCGAUGAUGAGGCCGAUGAAUUCCAGGACAGUCCGGUGAACUGGCAGAUGGCCAAGGAUUUCGACGACUACGAGAAGUGUGUAGCUGCCCGAAAAGAUGAGACUCGUGUCGCGCUCCGAGAAAUAUCCCUACUUCGCGAGCUGAACCACGAAAAUGUCGUCAAAUUGCACGAGGUGGUCCGCACGAAGGAGCGUUUUGUGCUCGUCUUCGAAUUUUGCGUGCAGGACCUGAGGCAAUAUUUCGAUUCCCUUGGCGAGCAGCCGAUCGCUGAAGAAAAGGCGAGAAGCCUAACGAAACAAAUGUUUCUCGGCCUAGCCUAUUGCCAUUCCAACGACGUAAUCCACCGCGAUCUCACCCCUCGCAAUAUCCUGCUCGACGUCAACGGCGUGCUAAAGCUCGCCGAUUUCGGGCUUGCAACCGCCUUCAAGUUGCCGAUCCGGGGCUACAGCCAUCAAGUCGUGACAUUGUGGUACAGAUCCCCAGAAUUGUUAUGGGGUGCCCAUCUCUACGGACCAGCAAUUGACAUCUGGUCGGCUGGGUGCAUUUUUGCGGAAAUUGUCUCCGGCGGUGACGUCCUUUUUGAUGGGGACGACGAAGAAGACGAGCUGAAACUGAUCUUCGACUUGCUCGGCGAGCCCUCAGUUGAAAGCUGGCCGGCGGCGGAACGAUUGGCAGGAUAUUAUGAAGUUGAACUCAGCGACGAGCCUGCACAGACAUGGGCCGAUGUUGUUUGCAACUUUUCGCCCGAAGCCGAGGACUUGCUGGAAAAGCUGCUGGUGACGGCUGAGGUGUUAUUGGUUCGACAAGGUGCCGCAGCCCUAUUGAACUGCUAUCGAUGCCUCUACCCCGAAGACGAACUCUUCAUUCGACAAGUCUGCAAGCCCGGCAAAAGCCAUGGCGAGAAGAUCUUCCACAACUUUUUGACGCAUAUAAGAACGUUCGUUCUUGGUGCCAAUACCAAUCUGAAUCAAUGGAAAAACGAUUGGUUCUUUCUGGCGAACGGCGAUCACAUGUGGACCGAAAUCACACAGAACUUCAAAAUGAAGGGCAUCAGCGAGCUGCUGAAUAACAAAUUUUUCAAAAAGGCAUUUGGGCUUGCUUCGCGUGCCAAAUACCAUCAGGGAGACGGCUACGAAUUGCGGAUCGACAACGCGUCGAGGACGGACAUUGGCUUCUACAAAUGUGCGCGUACUCCGGGCAUGAGCGAGAUAGCGACUUCAGGCAACAUUGAGAGCUUGACAUUUCUCGACGUCUACACGAAUCGGGAGAGUAAAAUUCAGGAUUUCCUGGAUAAAGAGAACAUCACGAAAACCAAAGAGGAAAUUGCUAUGGAGGCGGAAUUCGAUGGUGUACGCACGUUUGCAAAGGCGACUCCUUGGUCUCGGUGCAACCGCUGCGGGGCGGUGAUAGGCGAGAUGGUGCGGACAGUGGAAUGCCAUGUGAUGCCGGUCACCUUGUCAAAUCUCUCGUCCGGCUGGGAGCACCUCCGCCUCUUCCAUUCCGUUCCAUGCGCUUCGAGUCUGGUGCCGCUCAGGCAUCGCAAAGAAAUCGGCCGUCACCCGAUCCUCUACCAAUUUCGCAGCUGUCAUAUACAUUGUGAUUCGAAGGAGCACGCCACUCGUGUUUUCCGAUCGAGAGAUCAAUUUGGGAAAGCGUCGUAUGUUGAAAGAAUCCCCGGUGGCGAAUUUAUUUUCGGCGAGCUUUUGCCACGCCUCCACCGCCAAGUUGUCAGGGAAAUUGUUGAGCCCUUCAACGGAGAUCAAUUGGUGCUUCCGUGCAAAUUUGACAAUGACCUCAUGGGAUACUACUGGGCUGGCAACUACAGUGGCCCGUUGACCGCUAGAGUACUACCGCAGAAGAAAAAUGAUAGGAUUUUUAUCGACGGUGACUUCAAUCUGGUAUUCAAGGAGGUGCUGUACGAGGAUGAGGAUGAAUAUAUUUGCGUGGAUGGGAAUGGCGAGCUCGUCGCAUUCUAUCAUCUCAACAUCAGGAAGACCCAGUUCGAGUUGGAGAUGAUCAAAAUAUCUCAGAUGGUCAUUCAGGUGUUCACCCUGCUCUUUGUGGUGGCCCUGAUUCUCGACCUGGCCAGC